Molecule: messenger RNA, 2631 nt
Organism: Aspergillus tubingensis
Lineage: Eukaryota; Fungi; Ascomycota; Eurotiomycetes; Eurotiales; Aspergillaceae
Product: nonribosomal peptide synthase
Exons: 1
Coding region: 1-2631 (876 amino acids)
Biological process (GO): amino acid activation for nonribosomal peptide biosynthetic process; secondary metabolite biosynthetic process
Cellular component (GO): cytoplasm
Molecular function (GO): phosphopantetheine binding
Source: RefSeq, a predicted model, not a curated record
AUGGAAAUGCCAGACAAGAUUGCUUUGCAAGUUCAAAGGAGUGAUUUUAUUACGUUCAGACAACUCGACGACCUUAGCAAUCAGAUUGCUUUCGGCCUUGAAGGAAUUCUUAACUAUCAAACAAGUGCGACCACCAAGCAGCGAUACGUGCCGAUCUUCUUCGAGAAGUCAUAUCACAUGGUUGGCGCCAUUUUGGGCAUCCUGAAGGCCGGAGCAGCUGUUGUUCCCAUGGACAUUGAACAUCCGAUGCAGAGGCUGGAGACAAUAUGCGUAACAAGCGCAGCCACUGUCUUCCUUUGGGACGGCAUAAAUGGUGGCGAGAAGCUACAAAGUCUUGUCAGGUCAACGGGCGCAACUGCACUGACAGUAGUUGAUCUUCUCCAAAAUAACAGCCAGACGUACAAGCAUAAAAUUCUACCCCUGGACUCUCUGGCUUAUGUGCUUUUUACCUCAGGAUCAACCGGUAUUCCAAAAGGAGUGAUGAUCAAUCAUCGGAACUUGGCAUCAUUUUUGUCCUCCAAUAGAGGAAGUACGGACUGCUCAUGGACUUCAAACAGGCUCGCGCUUCUUGCUCCAACCUUUGAUGCGGCAAUGGGAGAUUUGUUCGCCACGCUCUGCAAAGGUGGCCGUCUCUUGUUGGGUAAACAACAGGAUAUUCUCUCCGGGUUGAGCCAUUGUUUAGAAGGUCUGAGUGUCACACAUCUGUCACUAACUCCCACGUUGGGUACGCUGAUGCUGAACGACCUUGACAACGAAGGGCUAUCUGUUCUGCGCUCUUUGGUCUUUGGGGGUGAGCCUUUCCCACUCAGUACUUUGAGCCGUAUACCCAGAGCAAUAAAGGUCUGGAACGGUUAUGGUCCUACCGAGGCAACCAUUGAAGUAGCUGCCUGCAAGGUACAAGGGCCAGAUGUUGAUGUGUGCGGAGGCCGAUCGUUUGUUCCCAUCGGAGAGCCCGGCCAGAACAGACACAUUCGGGUGUUAUAUCCCGAAACUACAGAGCAAGUCCCACUGGGUUCAGUUGGUGAGGUAUGUAUUAGUGGACUACAAGUGGCACAAGGCUACCUAGGCCAAGCCGACUUGACCGCGAAACAUUUCACACCUGACCCAUUCUCCCCAACGGGACGCGGGAUAAUGUAUCGUACGGGAGAUAGAGCAAGACUCCACGGAGAUGGAUACCUUGAGUACCUUGGUCGCAUGGAUGGGCAGAUAAAAGUUCGAGGCUUCCGAGUUGACGCUGAAGAGGUUUGCUCGGUGGCGCAGGAGCAUCCACAAAUCAUUGCAUGUGCUGUGACUAAGCUUCAGAGCAACGGAACUGAGACCCUGACAGCGUUCGUUGAAGCAGUCCAUCCACUCCAGCCAGAAAAUGUCAUAGGUGAAUCCACAAUCAAGGAGCAUCUAGCCCAAAGUCUUCCCGCCUACAUGGUUCCAGCCUUCAUCUGGGUGCAGACAACACCCUUACCGCGUACAACAAGUGGUAAAUUAGACAGGAUCGCUAUCGCCAAGAUGGCCGAGGACAGACAUAAAGAGAGUCUAAAAGACCGUUCGAGGCACUCUCACACGCCUGUUCCCGCCGCGCCGGGAAGCCUAGAAGACAAGAUAGCUUCACUCUGGGCAAAGGUGCUGGGGAUCAACGAAGACUCUGUUGACAUCACUGCAGCUUUUCACAAGAUGGGCGGUGACUCCAUUCGCGCAAUAGCAUUGCUUGCAAUACUUCGUCGACAAGAGCUACACCUGGACUUGAUAGACGUUUCACAGACUUCAACAGUGCAGUCGCAAGCAGCCAGAGUUCGUCAGGGGUCAGCCGCCAAAAACAAUGCAAGUUACCUACAUUUUCACAUGCGCCAAGGGAGUAUGGCAACCAUUGUCCUUGUUCAUCCGUUCCUUGCGCAAUCCAUGGUAUUCGAGCCUCUGCUGCCAUUACUAGACGGCACGAUUGAUGUCCUCCUAGUUGACGACCCAUUCAUGGGCGCAGCUCGUUAUCCCGAGACGCUUUCGCAGUGGGCUAGUCGUUACUUAGCUGAUAUGAAAGAGCAUAUUCAGCUUGACCACCCUGUGAUAUUUGGGGGGUAUUCAUUUGGUGGAUUCAUUGCAUUCGAGAUGGCCCAUAAAUGGGACCAAUUAUACGGUGCCCAUUCCAGCUCGGUAGUCCUACUCGACCCUGGCACUUAUGAAGUGGAUAACAGAGUAUGGAAUGGUGAAAGUGAGAAGGACAAUUUGAUCAUCAGCUCGCUGGGCAGAUCGGAGAUCAGUCCUCAAGACAUCCUACCGCUUCGAAAGUGCUUUGAUGGCUAUGUUAGAGCCUUGAAGCAAUCUAAAAGUCCACCAGUCUAUGAGGGUAAGUGCCUUCAUGUGGCCUUACCCGAUCGGCUCCAGGACGGAGUCGUAGGUUGGUGGAAGGCACAUUGCACCAACAUCACUUUGGGCGUCGUCGACUGCGACAACCAUUACGCGUUGAUGAAGGAUGCAGGCUGCGUGGCUAGAAUCAGUCGGUUCAUUCAUGAGCACUGCAACUCCGUUAUAGAAGAGAAUCGAGCAGUGAGCAGCGCGAGUUCAGAGUCCCGGAUGAAUGGGGGAUCUUCGAGAACCGACGUGUCGACGGAAAAUGGAGACACGAAGGAGCAGACCAGGUGA